Aureobasidium namibiae CBS 147.97 is the source of this 1668-nucleotide messenger RNA. RefSeq lists its product as uncharacterized. NCBI's taxonomy places the organism in Eukaryota, Fungi, Ascomycota, Dothideomycetes, Dothideales, Saccotheciaceae. Gene Ontology annotation, molecular function: amino acid transmembrane transporter activity. The coding region runs from base 1 to 1668 and encodes 555 amino acids. The transcript has 2 exons. The record is from RefSeq and is a predicted model, not a curated record. Gene Ontology annotation, biological process: amino acid transmembrane transport. Gene Ontology annotation, cellular component: membrane.
AUGUCUUCUGAGAAGCCCGCAUACAUCGUCGACUCCGGCGAUGCCCACUCCGAUGAGAAGGCACCUCGCCGUGGCUCAACAGCCGUUGGUGAGGCUGCUGAUCUCUAUGGAGACAUCGAGACUGCCGAGCAACUCGGCUACGUCUCUCGUGGUCUGAAGUCGCGCCACAUUCAGUUCAUCGCCCUCGGUGGAACCAUCGGUACUGGUCUGUUCUUGGGUAUCGGCAAGGCCUUUGCCCACUCUGGUCCUCUUUCUGUCCUCCUCGGUUACACCUUCACCGGUAUUGCCAUCUGGGGAAUGAUGCAAUGUCUUGGUGAGAUGGCAACCUGGUUGCCUCUUCCCGGUGCCAUUCCCCAAUACUGUGCACGUUACUGCGACCCAGCUAUGGGCUUUGCCGUAGGAUGGAACAAUUGGUACAACUCGGCAAUUACUUUGUGUGCUGAGAUCUCAGCUGCAGCUGUAGUUAUCGGAUACUGGAAUGAUACCAUCAACCAGGCUGCUUGGAUCACCAUCAUCAUCGUUGUCGUUCUCGCCUUGAAUAUCUUCGCUGUCUCCAUCUAUGGUGAGGCUGAGUUCAUCUUCGCUAGUGUCAAGAUCAUCACAAUCGUCGGCCUGCUGCUUGUCGCCCUUGUUAUCGACCUUGGCGGUGCACCCAAGCAGGGUCGUCUUGGUUUCCGUUACUGGAUCAAGCCUGAUGCCGGUGGCAUGAAGGAGUACAUUGGCAAGGGUGAUACCGGUCGCUUCCUCGGUCUGUUCGCUACUCUCAUCAACGCCACUUUCUCGUACGGUGGUGUUGAGAUGGUCGCCGUCGCUGCUGGUGAAGCCGAGAACCCUAGGAAGAACAUCCCUAAGGCCGUUCGUCGUGUCUUCUGGCGUAUCCUGUUCUUCUACGUGCUUGGAUCCCUUGCUAUUGGUGUCACUGUCAGCUCAGACAACCCUCUACUCACCGCUGGCGGCGUUGGCGCAAAGUCGUCUCCCUGGGUCAUCGCUAUCCAGUCUGCCGGUAUCCCUGCAUUGCCUUCAAUCAUCAACGCUGUCAUCUUGACCUCUGCUUCGUCGUCAGCCAACGCCUUCUUGUUCAGUGGUUCUCGUUACCUCUUCGCCCUGGCCCAGAACGGCCAAGCACCCAAGAUCUUCCUUAAGUGUUCCAAGAGCGGUGUCCCUUACUACGCCGUCCUUGUCACCGCUUCCAUCUCGCUUCUUACCUACAUGAGCGUCAGCUCCGGUGCCAGCACCGUCUUCAACUGGUUCCAAAAUCUGUGCUCCAUUGCCAACCUCAUCACCUGGAUCAACAUCUUGAUCGCAUACAUCCAGUUCCGCAAGGCACUGAUUGCCCAAGGUGUCGACCGCAACAGUCUUGUCAUGAAGAGCAAGUGGCAGCCUUGGACUGCAUACAUCUCCCUGGCCUACUUCUGCAUGAUCCUGUUGUUCAACGGAUUCGCAGUCUUCACCAAGGGCCACUGGAGCAUCGAUGACUUCAUCACCGCUUACAUCGGUAUUCCCAUCUACAUUGUCCUCUACCUCUUCUGGAAGGUGUUCAAGCGUGAACCUUUCGUCAAGCCUGCCCAGGCUGAUAUCUGGUCUGGCAAGGCCGCCAUGGAUGCCGAGAUCUGGCCUGAGCAGAAACCCAGAAACUUCAUUGAGAAGGUCUGGUUCUGGAUUGCUUAG